This is a messenger RNA of Tachyglossus aculeatus (Australian echidna), 2610 nucleotides long. RefSeq names its product maestro heat-like repeat family member 5. Gene Ontology annotation, cellular component: cytoplasm. NCBI's taxonomy places the organism in Eukaryota, Metazoa, Chordata, Mammalia, Monotremata, Tachyglossidae. The record is from RefSeq and is a predicted model, not a curated record. Bases 37 to 2532 code for a protein of 831 amino acids. The transcript has 20 exons.
GAUGACGUCCUGAAAGGCAGCUUACUGAGGGCCGUGAUGAUGCUCUCUGAGGCACUGCAGAGGGGCACUGGAGCCCAGAGCCACAAAUUCGGCCAGAUCCCCGAACUGAUUGAAUGUCUUGUGGUGCUGAUUCAAAAUGAGCCCCCGGAUUCCUUCUCCACCACUUUCAGGCAGCAGGCCCUCCUGGCCAUUGCUGGAUUCAGCAACUUCCGGCCAAUCCUUGCUAAGGAGAGGGAAUCUAAUAUGCUCAUCACUUGCCUCCAUGCCGUCUUCACCCUCCCAGCAACAGAGAUGUUGGAGAGUCAACCCCCCAGUAGCCAGACUCUGUUCACCCAGACUGUGCAAGCCCCGGACCAGCUCCUUCAGAGCUUUAUAGCAGAGAAUCCCAGUAGUGGUUCACUGCAGUUCUUAAUCCAGCACCUGGAGACCUGGCUGCAGUCCGACCGAGCCCAUGAGCGCCAGAGGGCCAUGAGGAGUAGCAUCCUACUCCUCAAGGAAACGGUGGAACGGCUCAGUCUCAAUCCCAGCUUACCUGUGCUUAGGAUGGGGCAUUUGGUGGGGUUUCUGGGUCUUCUCUUGAGAGACCCUGUGGAAGAUAUCCAGCAGAAUGCCCAACAAGGUCUUGCCCUCCUCCACCAGCUCCUGCUUCUGCAGCAGAAGGUAUCAGGGAAGGGUUCCUCAGCCAGGUGCCAGGCCCGAUGUAAGAACUGCCAGUUUCCGGACUUCAGUGACCAGAUCAUCUCCAAUUCCCAGCUGAUCAAGGCCUUCGGCAUGUACUUCUCAGACUCUGAGUUCAGCGACCUGAUCAGCACAGUGCUGGAAGCAUUGAGGAUCCCCAACCUCAGCCGCCGGGAGGUGGCAUCUGAAAUGUUGCUGGUCGUGCUAGAGAUGUAUGGGCCCAGGAUGCAGCAGGUGGGAACCCUCGUCAAGAACCUAUACAAGGAGAUCUCCUCCAUCGGUUAUGUAGACGUCCAGAGGGACAUACAGCUGGCACUGAGCCUUCUGGGAAAGCAGCACCCCAGAAAGGUGGUCCAGGCUCUGCUCACCUUCUCCCUGCCAUUCCAAAGUCAGGCCAUCAACAUGUGGAAAGCCUUGGGAGCUGAGGAGAAGAUGGCCCAUAGGGUGAUCACAAUACUGUCCUUGGAACUGAGGGACCGGCCUUCCUGCAAUGACAUUGAGAAAGCUCAGCAGGAAAAGACCCAGUUGGGAACUCUGGCCGCCCUGAAUACCAUUUAUGAACUUCUUUACAUCCGAGAGUUCCGGUCGACAAUUUGCUCUGCCUUUCCCGGUCUCCUCCUGGGUCUCCUGACUGAGUUCCGGUACCUGUUCGAGCUGGGCAUUGUUGAGGGCAACACAGGCAGCAUCUCUGAGGAAACCCUUGAGGUCAAGUUCCACAGCCCAUGGAGGACAUGCCUGGAGGCUCUGAAAGGCCUCAUCUGGACCACAGACUACUGGGAGGUAUUCUCCUUUGUCAAGCUACAGCAGGGCUGGGACUUGUUUGGAAAAGUGGAGACCUAUUCCCAGGGGGUGACUGUGCUUGCAAGGGCCAUGAGUCACUAUGACUGCGAGAUCAAGGGCAUCUUGGACCAGGCCGCCGAGGGCUUGAGAAGCUCCGAAGAGCGGAACCAUUUGGUGGGGAUCCUCAUCUUCACAGAAUUUCUGCAGAACAAGACCACAGUGGAAAAGCUGUCCCGACGUGCCAUCCUGAGCUUCCUGAAUGCUGCUGGCCAUGAUGCUGACCCCUUGGUGCGGGGGGUCAGUCUGCAGGGCCUGAGCAGCCUGGCACUGCAGCCAGAGAAGGGUGAACUCCUCCGAGCCCAGCUGGUCCCUCUACUGGCCCACAUCCUGGAGGACAGCGAGCAGGCUGUGUUGGGUGCGAUGAGCGUAAUGGCAGAGAUCCUCUCCCGUCUGGAGCUGCAGGGAGCUGGGUCCAUCAUCAUCAAGGUGGCUUCCCAGCUGCAGCUGUUCUUUGAGGAUGAGAGAGACCAGGUGCGCAGGGCAGCCAUUCUCCUCUUUGGAGAUGUCAUCUACAAUGGGGGCCAGAGGUACAGAAAGACCAUGAAGAGCCAGGCAUUCAGAAGUCUCAUCCCCCUCCUCUUCCAUCUGGUUGACCGAAACCUGGAGGUGGUAAAGAUCACCAAGUCCACCUUCAUGAGAUGCGCCAUCCUCCUCAAGUGGGAGUUUGGGAAGGAGCUGUUCAGCCAGCUGGCCUGGGGCCACGGCCUGAGCGCCCAGCGCGCCGUGUUUCUUUACCUGAUGGAGAACAAUUCUGGAAAUCAUCACCUGUUCCUCCUGCAGGCCAUGAGUUACCUGAAAAGCUCCCAGAAAAAUAUGAAAAACGCUGCCAUUAAGUUCAUUGGAGUCAUCAUCCAGGAGUAUUUCUCCGAACUCUGCUUCUACCUGACGAAAGAAGACUUGACUAUCCUGAAGCGAUGCUUUGAAGAACUGAAACAGGACGGCGAUGCUCAUUUGCGAAGGUUUGCUUUCAUUUAUUGGGAAUGCCUGCAGGAGAUAGCCAGGCUGAUGCCCUGAAGCCUCAGGUGCUGCCUGGAUGGACUCUGGUUGUCUCUGCUAUUAAUUAAAUGACAAUGAAAGGGCAAUAAACCACAU